Messenger RNA from Dreissena polymorpha, 1191 nucleotides. RefSeq lists its product as uncharacterized. The record is from RefSeq and is a predicted model, not a curated record. The coding region runs from base 1 to 1191 and encodes 396 amino acids. NCBI's taxonomy places the organism in Eukaryota, Metazoa, Mollusca, Bivalvia, Myida, Dreissenidae. The transcript has 10 exons. Gene Ontology annotation, molecular function: metal ion binding.
AUGUCAGAGUCAAUGGAGUUGAUGUGCUCAGUGAACAUCGACAUGUUCAACCUUCUGUUUUGUGUUUCCGAUGUGACGAAACAUCACUACGUGGACAGGCACGAGCGCACGUGCUGCCAGAACGCCACGUGCGGCGUCGUGUUCGGCCUGACUCUCCUUCGGCGGCCGCAUCAUUGUCACAGAUGCGGCGAGGUGUUCUGUCGGAACUGCCUCUGCUUCGCAAGGAAGUUGGACGCUUCGGCACAACCGGAUGUAAACGGCACACCCUGCAAGGUGUGCUACACGUGUUUCUCGGAAGGAACGUACAAUCAGGUCGGUGUAACUCGAUCCCACACUGAAUAUUUCUCGAGUAUGCGCGGUAUAUCACGCAAGGAUCGUCGUAAGACCGAGUGCGAAGUUAUCUUGGAACAUACUCACGGGCAAAAGAGAUUCUGGAAAGACCAGUGUCAAGUUGACUACCAAAAGGAGUGUCUCCGCCUGCUCCAGGGUUUCCAUGACAGCAUCGGUACCUCGCACGUGCUCCGGACCCUGGGCGAGAUCAGGGGAUACGUUGACGUGCCCGGCUGGCAAAGAUCCACGUUUUGGGAGUUGGAGACGAGUGUGCACUUUUGUCGAGCAUGUGGCAAGAAACUUGACCGCGUCAAGCAUCGUAACUGCCGGGUCUGCGGGCUAGCGCUUUGCAAGGCGUGUGCGCACAAAGAGUUGCUGGUAUUUUAUGAGGACAGUGGAUCAUUAGAAAAAGCUAGGUUGGCCAUUAUUCGUGUACAAGGGGCCCCGGUGAAAGAACCGAAGUAUUCCGUCCUCUUGCGGAUCUGUGCACAGUGCAAGGGGGAGCUAACUAGGCGACAGUUGCGGAACCAGGACUGGUACAUGUGUAAGAAAGAAUUCCAACGAAAAGAGAGCGCAGCAUUCGAGUCGGUCUUGCACUUCGACGACCACUUCCGGGAUCUCACGGACCGCAUCAACGAGGCAUUCGAUAGCAUGAUACAAGACAAUGCAAACAGGGACGGUGAUAGCAUAGGCACAUGCGAAUCUUUUGACGAAUUAAACCUGGAUUUCGAUAAAAUCAGCUUGGGAAACAUUGCUACCCGGUUGAAGGCCAGACUGGACUUUUAUAAUCAGACGAAGAUGAGACUCGGCAGGAUGAACAUCAGAAACGAAUCAUCAGACAUCGAAGUUAGCAUUCAGUGA